AACACCUCAAAGAUCUAUAAAGAGGCCCAUGAAUGAAGAGACUUGACAAGCCGAUUACUGAGCUACCUCUCUCAGACCAUUCCUGAUAACCCAGGAGCAACAAUCAUGACCAAUCAUCAAACCUCACGCCCCAAGACCAUGCGCGCCGUGGUCUGGGAAGGCAAACCCUAUGAGAUGGCUGUCAAAGCGGACAUCCCACUCCCGCAUCUCAAGGAGCCCGAAGACGCCAUUGUCCGCAUCACCACGUCUGCUAUCUGCGGCACUGACCUCCACAUCUACCAUGGCAUCAUGUCCAGUGCUGAAGUGCCUUACCCAGUUGGCCACGAGGCCAUGGGAAUCGUCGAGGAAGUAGGCGAUGCGGUCGACAAUCUGCAAGUCGGUGACCGCGUUGUCGUCUUUGGCCUUCCCGAAGACGGCGUCAUCGACACUGACAACCAGAUCUUCCCUCAGCUCGAUGGCUUCGGCCUCGGUAAAGAUUUUGGCGAUCUGGGUGGUCUUCAAGCCGAGUACGUCCGCGUGCCCUUCGCAGACAGCUCCCUCAUCAAGAUUCCUAAGAAGCUCUCCGACAAGGAGUGGCUCUUCCUCAGCGACAUCUUCCCCACCGCAUGGGAAGGACUGAGCUGGUCGGGCUUCCAGCCAGGCGACUCGGUGGCCGUCUUUGGUGGCGGUCCCGUCGGCCUGCUCUGCGCCUAUAGCGCCAUCAUUCGCGGUGCUAGCUUAGUCUACGUCGUAGACCACAUUCCACAGCGCCUAGCCAAAGCUGCCAGCAUCGGUGCCGUUCCCAUCAAUUUUACCAAGGGCGGUGCCUCGGCCUCGGAGCAGAUCUUGGCCCUCCGUCCCGGCGGCGUGAACCGUAGCGUCGACUGCUGCGGUCAGGAAUGCGUUAAUGCCGAGCUGAAGCCGCAGCAAGAUUAUAUCCUGCGUGAGGCCAUCGCCGUCACCGCUGUUGGCGGCGGGAUCGGGAUACCGGGCGUCUACUGGGCCCAGGAGAAGAGCGCGGGCGCUCCCAAUGCAGAGAAGAUGAAGAAGAGUCUCAGCCUGCCAAUCAGUGACUUCUGGAUCAAGGCGCUAACGAUGAAGAGCGGUAUUGUGCAGGGGCAACCAACGUUCGCUGCGCUGGUGAAGCUGGUUGAGAGCGGACAGGCUAGGCCUGGUUUCAUUGCUACGGCAGAGUAUGACCUCGAUGACGCUCCCAAGGCGUAUAAGAGGUUUGAUAAGAGGCUUGAAGUCAAAGUAUUGUUCCGCGGCGCUGGCAAGGAGGGAAGGGACGACUAUGAAUGGGAUGAGGAGGUGGAGUCGAAGAACCAGAGGCAGGAGAGAGCCGGAAGUCGGUAAGCAGCAAAAUGCCCCAUCCGAUUGUUGUGUUCAGCCUAAUUAGAAUACAGAUCAUCCGGGAGGGCCAAGAGGGCAAGACUUCACUGAAAACGAUCCUCUUCGGUAAAGCCCGGUGGGAACCAUUCGAGAAGAGCAUCAGAAGUCCAUGACUUUCACAAGUAUCUAAUGAAUUUGUUUAUGGAAAUGACAUGCUUUGACUUACUUCAAUUGCUGUCUCCGAGGCAUUCCCUCACUAUAGCACCUUAAUCGCGUCUUGAACACCCAACUAAGAAUUUGAGAACCACAGAGCACACGCAAGAGUCAAAAAUAUUUAUCUUU
Messenger RNA from Colletotrichum acutatum, 1653 nucleotides. RefSeq names its product alcohol dehydrogenase GroES-like domain-containing protein. The coding region runs from base 106 to 1335 and encodes 409 amino acids. The transcript is spliced from 2 exons. Gene Ontology annotation, molecular function: oxidoreductase activity; zinc ion binding. NCBI's taxonomy places the organism in Eukaryota, Fungi, Ascomycota, Sordariomycetes, Glomerellales, Glomerellaceae. The record is from RefSeq and is a predicted model, not a curated record.